Osmerus eperlanus (European smelt) is the source of this 793-nucleotide messenger RNA. It is a transcript of the gene gskip, whose product is annotated as gsk3b interacting protein. The record is from RefSeq and is a predicted model, not a curated record. Gene Ontology annotation, cellular component: cytoplasm. Gene Ontology annotation, biological process: regulation of canonical Wnt signaling pathway. Gene Ontology annotation, molecular function: kinase regulator activity; protein kinase A binding. Lineage: Eukaryota; Metazoa; Chordata; Actinopteri; Osmeriformes; Osmeridae. Bases 255 to 656 code for a protein of 133 amino acids. The transcript has 3 exons.
CCUACUUUCCCCUUGUUUGCUUCUUUCAACUAUAUACUCACUAAACAAAAAAUACUGCAAACAUAGCAGCUAUAGAAUAUAAACGUCGUGGUAUUGGUUAUGACUAAAACUGUAUGAACUUUGACAAACAAACAGAUGUCUGGAUAAUGUGUGGUUGUUCGUCGUUAUACAAAAAUCUGUUUAUUUCCCAGCGUGCAUGAGCAGCCAGGAAGUGAAUAUCGACAGUUCUGCAGAACAAGGAGCCUGGCAGGGAGAUGGAGAUUGACUGCGAACCAGAGGACUCUCUUAUCUCCUCGUUUGACGAAGACUGUGUUCAGCUUGGAGGCGUCAAGGACAUGAGGCUGGAGGCGGAGGCGGUGGUCAGCGAUGUGCUCUUCGCAGUGACGGAGAUGUACGUCUCUCAGAGUCUGGACUGUGCUUUGGAUGUGGCAUACAUUAACGUUGAAAUAAGAGAAGGUACUCGCUUUUGCCUGGAGCUCACUGAAGCAGGCCUAAGGGUAGUUGGCUAUGCCUUUGACCAAGUGGAUGAGAGCUUAAGCACUCAGUACCAUGAGGCAGUUUACUCCCUCCUGGACACCCUGAGCCCAGGAUACAGAGCCGCCUUCGGGAACGCCCUGCUGCAGAGACUGGAGAGACUGAAGCAAAAUGGACAAUAGGUCGAGGGAAAGGAGCUUCUGAAGCCGAGGUUGUUAAAACGGACACUUAUAUAAGCCUUUGGUUAUGGAGAAAGUUGCUUUCAUAGAGACAAAAGUGCUAUAUGGACAAAAGUAUUAAAACUAUUUGGACAAAAGUA